AUGAGGGAGGAGAAGCCAGAGGACCAUUUCUGGCUACCCAAUGGAUUGUUGGCAGUGAACCCGUACGGCAGGCAUCCGGUGUAUGACUUGAUUAGCUGGGCAGAAAAACAGUGGGAGGAGAAGUUACGCAGGCAGAGUAGGACUCUGGAGCACGCAGUGGGUGAGUAUAGGCACAGGUAUGGGCGGAAGCCGCCGAAGGGUUUCGACAAGUGGUGGGCCUACGUUGAGAGGCAUAACAUACAGCUUCCGGACGAGUAUGAUCAGAUACUUGCCGAUCUGCAGAUGUUCUACGCAUACACGCCUCGUUCUCUCCGCCGACUGCAAGCACUAACCCGCACCACGCCAGCGACGUACACCCUCUCCGCAUCCUCUGCCCUCGGCAGUAUCGCACUCGCCACGGCCAACCUGGCCGAAGGGAGUGAGCGUGAGAUCGGGAUGAUACGCGCCAAGGCUCAGCUGGACAUACUCCAGGGAUUUGGGGAGACGUGGACUGACGAACUUACCGGUGAGAAGACGAACGUCGCUAGGGAGAUCGUACUUGCUACGGGUGACUGGGAGGCCACGUUCGGCGCUGGGGAUGUACCAAUGGAGUUUGCUGAUUGGGAAUUGUACAAUGAGAGGCGCGUACGGGCGCGCGCAGGGCAGAGUGAGUCGCUCGUUGAGGCGAUGGACGUCUUCAAGCGCGGGGAUAUGACUUACCUCGGCUGGGGCGGGGCGUGUCCCAACAGCUCGCCUCUACGGAGAUCUCCUCCCCCUCCACCGCCCGUCCCCAUCCCCGCCCCUCAUCCAAAGACGUUCAUCUACUCACACAGGGAGUCGAUGAACCCCUGCACGCACCCCGAGCUCGUGCACACCGUCGGCUUCCUCUCGGGGCACUAUGACCGUGGUCCUGGUCCGCAGGAAGCCCACCGGCUCCUCUUCGGCAUGUGCAAGACCGAAGGCUUGCAUGGGGAUGUGCUCACCGUAGCGAGCGAGAUGUGGACUGAGGACGUAGGCUUCGACCCUGCUUGGGAGAACAAGACUGACGAGAGGAUCGUCUGGCGGGGUUCUAACACCGGCAUCCUUGCCAACCCCCACACACCCUGGAAAGCCAGCCAAAGAGUGCGCAUGGUCAGCGUGCUCAAUAACCGUACUGGGUCGCAGGGUGUCCUCCGGCCUAUGGGGGAGAGCGAGCCUGUGGGAGAACCGGUACUACGCAGGCAUAGCUGGCUCAACAGCGUGCUUGCGGAUGUGGCGUUCACCAGGGAACCGAUACAGUGCGAAGCUGGCGCGUGUGAGGAGAUGAGGGAGAUGUUUGAUUGGAGGGGGAUGCGUACCCAAACCGAGCUGAACGAGUACAAGUACAUCCUUGACGUGGACGGGAACGGCUGGUCGGCACGAUUCAAACGGCUCUUGACGACACGCUCUAUGCUCCUCAAAGCUACGAUCUUCCCGGAAUGGUAUAUGGAUAAGAUUCAGCCCUGGGUGCAUUAUGUACCGCUCAAGAUGGACUUUAGCGACCUGUACGACGUGCUAACGUUCUUCCGAGGGGACGUGGCGAAGGGUGGGGAGGGGGCACAUGAUCAUCUCGCGCAGAAGAUUGCCGAAGCAGGGCGGAAUUGGAGUCUGACAAUGUUCCGCAAGGAGGAUAUGGUGGCGUAUCAGUGGAGAUUGUUCUUGGAAUAUGGAAGACUUGUGAGUGAGGAUAGGGAGAACAUGAACUUUGAUUACUAG
Molecule: messenger RNA, 1713 nt
Organism: Dacryopinax primogenitus
Lineage: Eukaryota; Fungi; Basidiomycota; Dacrymycetes; Dacrymycetales; Dacrymycetaceae
Exons: 6
Coding region: 1-1713 (570 amino acids)
Source: RefSeq, a predicted model, not a curated record